AUGAGGAUAAAGAGAAAAGAUGGGAGUGGCAAAUGGUACGUGUCUCAGUUUGUGGAUGAUCAUAAUCAUGAACUCGCAUCUGGCAAGUUCGUCGAUUACUUGAGGUCGCACAGGCGGAUAUCUGAAGUAGAGAUUGCACAAAUGACUAGCUUGAGGGAGGCUGGGGGUUUUAACCUUGUGACGUUCACGAAGCAAGACAUGUAUAAUGAGGUAAGGCGACAAAGAGGAAUGCAAAAUGGAGAUGUAAGCGCUGCAAUUCGAUACUUGGAAUAUGUUCUUGCCUUCGAUGCUACUUACGGUCGAAACAAGUACAAUUUGCCUAUUGUUGUGUUCUCGGGAGUUAACCACCACAACCAAACAUGUGUCUUCGAAUGUGCAAUGGUCUCGUGCAAAACGCAAGAGUCCUACAUUUGGCUAUUUAGACACUGCAUGCUUGCAGACAUGGAGGUUGACGAGUUCGAGGUGCAAUGGGAGGCGAUGCUGGAUGAGUGUAGGGUUUGUGAAGUCGAAUGGUUCGGCAGGUUUGUGGAGAGUAGAUAUGGGGUCCUUGAAUUUGUCACAAACUUCCAAAGAUGCAUUGAUUUCUUGCGAGACAAUGAGGACGAGCUUGAGUUUCGUUCAUGGUAUGGAACUCCAGUCUUGCAAACUGAGUUUGUUGAGCUUGAGAAGGACAGGUGGACAAAGUACACACGGGAGAUGUUUUGGAGAUUUUGUGAAGCUCUUAAAAGGUGCGUUCGAAUUCACAUAUGUAAAUGCAAUGAAAAUGCUGAGGGUGAAGUAUAUGUUGUUCAAAAAUAUCGCAGGCCGAAAAAGAAGUGGGAGGUUUCGAGGCAAAAUGUUGGUAAUAAAUUCAGCUGCACCUGCCUGAGAAUAGAAUCAUUCGAACUGCCCUGUGUCCACAUACUAGUUGUGUUGGUGCGCUUGGAUUAUACUAUCAUUCCCACUACGCUUGUGCUCCACAGAUGGUCGAAGACAGCAAAGUUGCACUAUGGCUUAAAUUGCACUGGAAAUGAAACACAUGAGCAAACAACAACAUAUAGGUCCCGGCUGGAAGCUUUUGCUCAGCUAUGCACAUGA
Messenger RNA from Arachis ipaensis, 1077 nucleotides. Its product is annotated as protein FAR1-RELATED SEQUENCE 5-like. The record is from RefSeq and is a predicted model, not a curated record. Lineage: Eukaryota; Viridiplantae; Streptophyta; Magnoliopsida; Fabales; Fabaceae. Gene Ontology annotation, molecular function: zinc ion binding.